AUGGGGCGGAUUCCCUGCAUUCUUCGACUCGUUCGACGGUUCUCUGACGGCUCUUGCCCCUACAUUCCCACAAGUAACCCAAACCACAUGAACCUGCAAAUCUUUCUUACUGCUACACGAAGACGGAGUACGAUGCAACCAGAAGCAAUCCGUAUCAGCACCGCCUGCUAUAGAUGCUACAAGCGCAAAGUAAAAUGUUCCCGAGGUAAAUCCCGCGACUCCACCUCCUCCCCCGCCUCCGCUGACAUUCGUUACCCUGUGCGCGACCGCAAUAUCACCAUCUCAGAGGGUUAUCUCCGCAGCCUUGAAGCGCGAGCCGCGCACGCUGGAGCCGUCGAGCGUCCCCAUCCGGCCUUGACGCCUGUUGAGGGAGGUCUCGAGUUGCGGGCGGAGAUUCCUGCUCAAAGUGUUGGUGGGCAUUUGUCGGAUCCCUUAGUGGAGGAUCCCACGUCGGAGGUAUUCGUCUCGGGACUUAAGCGGUUGCGUUCGCCUACAUCGCUACUUAAUGGAAAUGAUUUCCCCAAUCCUGUUGGUGUUGCAUCGAGCGCGGCUGUUGAGGGACUGCAAGCGCAGCGACAGGAGUAUGAGUAUUAUCAGUUGGAUCACGAUACCUCGAGCACUCCGUGUUCGUUCAAACUACCGCCGUAUCCUUACGCCCUCAUCCUCCUAGACCGAUUCUCCGUCUUCGUCGGCCAUGAUUGGCACUGGUUCCGGAAACGGACGUUUAGGAGGAGGCUGGAUCUCACAUACAAGGACCCCAGGGCUAAGGAACUAAAGGACAGGACCUGGCUCUGUCGGCUGCUCAUUGUGUUCGCACUGGGAGAGUCGUACAAUUCCGAGUCGGCUCCGGAGGUCCGCCUUUUAGGCGAUGAAGAUGACGCGCGCGAUGCGCUGGUAGAUGCCAAAGAGGGAGUCGUGUCAGGCAUAGAGUUCUUUGAACAGGCUUUAACCUUGUUGCAAGUCCGCUUCGAAGACCCGUCCAUCGAUCAGAUUGAGGCUCUCAAUCUUGCUGCCUUCUAUUCCUACAGUCUAAACCGCAAAAAAGCCGCAUACAUGUACGCCGGCCUAAGCUUCCGAAUGGCCAAUAUACUCAAACUCCACAAACCAUCCCCAUCCUCAGUCCCAGCACUCGAGGCAGAACACCGCAAGCGAGUCUGGUGGACAACAUACUGCAUCGACCGAAUGACAAGCACGGAAAUGGGUCUCCCUCCUGCCCUGCAAGUCCACCAAAUCGAACAGUCAUACCCCGACGACUCGAUGCUUCUCCCCGCAGACCGCGGAGAAUUCUAUGACGCCGAGACCCACGCGACGCAGGUUCAACUCGCGUUCAUACACGCUGAUAUCUGCGAGAAUAUGAAGAGUAUACGGAAAGAUAAUACAAAUGUCGGGGAUCUUACGCGUCCGAUAUUGCAGAGGUUGGAGGAAGUACGCGCCCGCUUACCGCCGCAUAUGUCGUUUAAUGUGGAGAAUGGGAUGCCGCCGGCGAUGAAACAGAUGGCGGAUCGGUCGCUGGCUUCGCUCUAUCAGCGGUAUCACCAGCAGAUCAGUCACCUCCUCGCGGGCGAUACGCUCAAGGCCUACCAAGAAGACCUCAAAUACCUCACCAACACCUGCCUCCGCGCCGGAAGAACAAAUCUCAAAAUCAUCAUUGAUCUCCGAACCCGCUUCGGCUUCUGGGAAAGCCUCCACCUCUUCUCUGGCCUAAUGAUCCUCUCCCUGGCGAUGUCUGUCAACUCGCGAUGGCCCGACAGUUUCGACGAAAAAGCCGAUGAUCAAAACACGUACGAGGUUGCAAAAGGACUUCUCAAUGAGAUGAUUCAUGCAGGAAAUCUCGCGUCAAAGGGCCAUGGCCAGAUGCUGGCCGAGGUGGAAGCAUCCCAAAGUGGGCUUUUUGGAGCCCAGUUUGGCGGCUUUGAUUUGCAGGCUUGGGAUAUGGAUGAGUGGGUCAAUCAGUUGCUAGCCUCGUAG
Penicillium alfredii is the source of this 1968-nucleotide messenger RNA. Its product is annotated as Zn(II)2Cys6 transcription factor. Gene Ontology annotation, biological process: DNA-templated transcription; regulation of DNA-templated transcription. The coding region runs from base 1 to 1968 and encodes 655 amino acids. NCBI's taxonomy places the organism in Eukaryota, Fungi, Ascomycota, Eurotiomycetes, Eurotiales, Aspergillaceae. The transcript has 6 exons. The record is from RefSeq and is a predicted model, not a curated record. Gene Ontology annotation, molecular function: DNA-binding transcription factor activity, RNA polymerase II-specific; DNA binding; zinc ion binding.